GGGGCAGCCUCCCUCGCUUGGGCUGACAAGGGAGGGAGGUGCUUUGUCGUCCGCGGAGUUCACGAGAGGUGCGGAGCCGGCCUGGUUCCCCCUGCGGGGCGGGCCGGGCGCGCAAGAGGACACAGCGUGUCACUGGGGCCCGAGGCGGGUCCGCAGCGCCCCCUCGCCGCCGCCGCCGGAGGAGGAGGAGGAGGAGGAGCCGCGAGCGGCAGGAGGAGGAGCCCUGCCCGCCGCCCCGAGCGCAUCCCUGCCCGGCCGGGCUGCGGCCAGCCGGGGCCUCCGUGCCUGCGUCCUCCAUGCGCGACAGGCGGCGGCGGUGGGAGCUGCUGUCCGGCAGCCCCCGGGACUCGGUACCCGCUGCCUGCUGCCGCGGCUGAGCCCGUGUCCGCCUCCGCCCCCGCUCCCGCGCCUUCAUGACCGCGAAGGAUGUCCGGGAAGCACUACAAGGGGCCCGAAGUCAGCUGUUGCAUCAAGUAUUUCAUCUUCGGCUUCAAUGUCAUUUUCUGGUUUCUGGGCAUAGCAUUUCUUGGAAUUGGAUUAUGGGCGUGGAAUGAAAAGGGAGUGCUGUCCAAUAUCUCCUCUAUUACUGACCUGGGAGGCUUUGAUCCAGUUUGGCUCUUCCUUGUGGUAGGAGGAGUCAUGUUCAUUUUGGGAUUUGCAGGAUGCAUUGGAGCUCUGCGAGAAAACACCUUCCUCCUCAAGUUCUUUUCUGUGUUCCUGGGGAUUAUCUUCUUCCUGGAGCUCACUGCUGGUGUUCUGGCAUUUGUUUUCAAAGACUGGAUCAAAGACCAGCUGUAUUUCUUUAUAAACAACAACAUCAGAGCAUACAGAGAUGACAUUGAUUUGCAAAACCUCAUAGACUUUACACAGGAAUAUUGGCAAUGCUGCGGGGCCUUUGGAGCUGAUGACUGGAACCUCAAUAUCUACUUCAAUUGCACAGAUUCCAACGCAAGUCGAGAGCGCUGUGGCGUGCCGUUUUCGUGCUGUACUAAAGACCCUGCAGAAGUUGAUCAGCAGAUUGUUAUAUACACUAAAGGCUGCGUCCCCCAGUUUGAGAAAUGGCUUCAGGACAAUCUUACUAUAGUCGCUGGCAUAUUCAUUGGGAUUGCAUUGUUGCAGAUAUUCGGGAUCUGCUUAGCCCAGAACUUGGUUAGUGACAUUGAGGCUGUCAGAGCCAGCUGGUAAAACUGCUGAAAUAACCAUCACAAGACACUGGACAACUGAAACCCUCUGAAACCUCCACUGUGUCUCUCCGACACCACGCUGCAUGGUGAUGGGGAAGCCUUCUUUCCCAAGCAGUCUCACAUCUUAAGUUGCUGACAUUGCAGUGAACUCGUUUCUCCGGGGGUAGGGAUAGGGGUGGGCUAUUCAAAAUCUGCUGCUCACUGACAGAUUUAUUUUUAAAUUACCAGUUUAAAAGCUGUUGAACCGUGAAUCUCUACUGUAUUCUUGACUUUGAGUAAUAAGCGGACACACUUUUUUUUUUUUUUUUUUAAUUGGUGUGCAUCAACAGGACAGAGGUUGCAUUGUAAUUUGUGGAUAUGCUGUUCAUGCUCCAUGUCAUAAUAUUUUUUUGAUAGCUGCCAAAAGUUCCUGAGAUGGUAUAUCUCUCCGACACUCUCUAAAGGACCAAUCUUCUUGUUUUCCACGGCUAAACAUUGCUGCAGGCCUUUCUGAAACUAAACCCAUGAAACAGGAACCAACUUCCCACUCCUCUGUUGUACAGUGAAAUAAAUUUGUUUUUAAGACCAAGAAGAUGUUUAUACAGGAACUUCUACACUUUCCCUCUAUAUCUUUUUCUGUGGGUGGAAUCAGCAAGAUUGUGGUGAUAACUGUUUAACCGUGUCACUAUCCUUCUCCCUUUCUCUACCCUUUCUAUGAAGGGAAAGGAGUUUUAAAUCUCUGACAAACCAGGUAGUUGUAUGUUUGGUACUCUCAUCUAUACCUUACCAGGGCAAUACCCUUUCUAAGCAAGAAUGUGUUAUAAAUAUUUAUAGGAUGGUAAGGAUGGUUUUGGGGAGGGGGGAGGCAGUCAGGUGAGUGAUGUUAAGUAGAGAAUGAAAUAAUAUGUUAACUUAAAGAAAAUGAAGAAUUAUGUACCCAAAUAUGAGCUGUUGGUUUCUUUGGAAUUCGGUGUAACCUGUUGUAUUUGGCUCUCACUAAUAGUCGUGUGUUGUUAUAGUUGUACACAACUUUUUUUAAUGAGAUUUUUCUUCAUCUUUUCCUAGAUGAGGCUUUGCUUCCUCCCCACCCCCCCUUUUUUUUUUUUUUUAAACAAAAAACAAAAAGCUUCUUUACCUGCAUGAGCUCUGGUGUUAGAAUCUGUGAUACCCUGUUUUUAAAUCCUUGCAUAUGAUUCAGUAGGUUUCUAAUAAAGAUUGUGCUUAUUUAUUGGUAGAUACACAUGACUGUGUAAAGUUCAUAUCCCCUUGUCUUGGAAUAUAGAGAGAACAGCUUUGCCCAAGUAAAUGCUUUCCUCAGUUCAGUAAAUCUUUGCUAGGUUUAUCUGUGUGUCUCCCUUUUACAUAUCUCUCUAGCUGAAUGCAACAAAAUGCUUUCUUGAAACAAUAGGGUAAAGGAUAUUUUUAAACAAGAAGAGUGUUAGGAUCAGAAGAGAGAUGCCUAUGGGCUCUUUUUAAUAGAUUAAACAUUAGCAUUUGCAAUGAAGCACAAAUAUGAGGAAAAGACAUGGAUCAGACUCUAGCUGGGAGCCUGUGAUUGGCUUUUAUUUAAAAUAUAAUGUAAACACAAUUGAUGGUAACUUGCGGAGCCAGUUAAUUUUGUAAAGUUCAGCUUGUCUGAAUGACUUUCUUGAUGUCCGUGGACCCAGCCCUAUGCUGUGAUGACUCCCUUGAAGUCCUACUUCCUUCAAAUAAGAGUUGAUGGUGCUCUUGCACAAUAUUUUCUCAUCUUGCCGGUCCUCAGCGUUUGCGAAGAUGAAUUUGGUGGCUUAGAAAAAACUAACUCAUUGUAUUAAAAAUACUGUACUUCCGCCACUGCUAAGACGCAGCAUAUGUGAGUAAGCAUGCCUGCGUGUGUACGCACAUAAACACACACAAUUUACCUUGCUGCGUGUAGACAACCCACAUUUUUGCCGAGGAGGCUGGUGGUAUGCACCAUCAUUCAUAGGCUUGAAGAGCCAAACAAUCCAGUUGCACUCUUGUCUGUCUUUGUGUUACCUCAUCUUCCAGUUAAUUCCACCUGACCAGUUGACUUGGUAUUGGGCAAUACCCACAUCCUUUGAUGUCUGCUGUUAAAGACCAAUGGCAACUUGAAAAAAAACAAACCAACAAACUCUGAAAGUGUCUAUACUCACUGUCCUUAAUAAAGCUGGUUCAACCUCACUGCAGCGUUAUGUUUUCAUUAGCUACUCCUCUUAGCAUGAGGAGCUACUCAUUUGCCUUUAAGGAGCACGUGGCUUUGCGUAAUGGCAGCUGAACAGAGGGUUUACGGAGGCUUCUGAUGCUACUGUCUUUUGUAGGAUGGCAUGGUGCAGCAAGAUCAAGGGAAACAGGAGGGUUCAGACCCCCACCCGAGCAUUGAUUAUAAACCAGUACUUUUACAUUUUAAAAGUCCCCAUUGCAGAAACAUCACUUGUUGCCACUGAUCUUUAAUGCUUCGGCUGUUGCCGCAGGCUUCUGAAGACAACUUCCAUUCUUCUACUUGAAUUUUCACAACUGACUUUUAUAACUGACUUUUGUUCUGUUACUUCUCAUAAUUUCAUUCUUUUGCUAAGUCACGCUUCUGAGAUAUGGCCAGUGGUACUGUCAUGUUGAUGGGAAGGGAAGCAUUUAGGAACAGGGAAGUUUUGUUCUUGUUACUUGCACACACAUACUGACAUGUACAGACCAAAUGUACAAAGUUUACUGUAGGUCUUGGAAUUACUAUACUCCUUUUAAGAACCAUUAAAUAUAACCUUUAUUUUUCCAUAGCCCUCUUACACUUCUGCAGCGGCUGAUCCCAGUUUUUAAGAUGUGUUUUGUUUUUUCUCCCCCAAUUAGUGGAGCAUGUUGAACGUUCAGCACUAGCUGCCUGUGUUGCAUGUUCAUACCCCACACUUGCUUAUAAAAUGGGUGAUUAUGUUUCUAGGAUCCUCCGUCUGCAUGUCCUUUUAUGAGGCUAGUUUGGAAAACUUAUGGGAUGCCUUGAAAACUGAUGCAGUUUAUAUUGAUCCUACCACCUGCAAACUAACUUUCUGCCAUAAAGUUCUACGAAAAGCGCAAAUCAGCUACAAGUAGAGCAUGAGCUCUGGGCUCUUUCCCAGUGGGAUUUGGUUAAAUUUGGCAGCACAUUCCUGGGCAAAUUCUAGUAUGUCUAAGAUGGUGGUAUUAGCUGUGAGCAUAAAGGUCAGUUUAACUAGCCACAAGGUGCAAUAGCUGCUCAGAAAAAUGUCGCCAUUUAGAUUUCUUACAGCCGCUUACAGAGCAAAAUAUCUGUGUUUGCACGUAGGUGUAGUGUUGCGAUCAGCUGGGGUGAAGCUUUUGUCUGUGUCCAGUCUUGCCUCUAAACCAGUGGUUCUCAACCAGGUUGCUGUGGCACCCUGGGGUGGCUGGAGAUCCUUUCAGAGGCGUUGUGGGGUGCUACACGGUGUUAGCACUGUUAGGGAUGCAAACACAAUUUAGAUGAUAAAACCGGUGAUUUCAAAUAGGAAUCCAUAGUGCCUGUGGUGGUCUGUCUUAGUUCUGUGCAACAGAAGAAUUUCUCUAUUAUUUUUCUGUAGUUAAAAAACAAACAAACCCCAAAACUAGUGAAAACGAAGAGCUGGCAUUUUCCAUGAGGUGCCUUCAGCAUAUACAAGGUUGAGAACCACUGCUCGAAACCCUCCACACAGAUCUAGAGACCCCUUGGUUAUUAGAAAGUCCACCCCUCCACCUCUCUCUGUUUCACUCUCAUAAAUGUUCAGUUUCCUAAACUUCUGUGUUCCAAUCCACGGUGCAGUCGCAGAAGAGAGCCCCUUUUCUGUCUGGCUUUGAGACCUAUUACGUGUACAUACUCUGUCCUUUCAGUCGCCAUCUCUUUCUUUUCAGAGAGACGUUAAUUGUAGCGAAUCAGGAGAUGGAGCCUGGCUUAGGUUCUGAAGUGUAAAUACUAUUUGUAAUGUAAAUAGCAGCAUGCAAAUGAAAUGACUCUUGCACCCAACUGCUACUCGUCGUACCUGUGUGUUGAUACUGUUAUGAAAGCUGUACAGUGUGAGAAUCUGUCAGAACAAUCACUUAGAAGUUUUACAUAUCCAUUGGUUUGAGCCAGGAAUGCUUGAAUUGCCUGCCCUCUAGUGUCUAAUAUGGGAACUACAGCUGUUAGAUGUUUUAAGAAGGGAAAAUAGCGGCUUCCAAUUCUGAUUUUGACUUCUGGAAUCUCCCCCCGCUGCUUCCUCUGUUCCCUGCUUGAGAUCGGAAGAGGCAGGUCCUAUAAUGGUGAAGGGUCAAGUUCAGUACUGUCUGACUUCACAGGGAGCUGCCAUCUCCUUAUAUCAGGGUUGUAACUGGUGUGCUAGGGCUUGACUUAAAAUGGUCCUGGAAAUGAACCUGCAUCUUUGCUUCCUCGGAAAGGUCCUAGGUCAACCCAGUGCUAGAUACCAGUGACAGUUAAGAAAACCUUGUAUGUGAGUAUCAGGGUCCGUUCUUUGCAAGGGUAUUGAAAGGAGACUAGAACUUGGUGUUUAAAGCAGUAUGUAGGUCCCAGCACCUAAACCUCCCCUGUUCUUCCUCCCAAAUUAUUUCAUGCUGUUAAAACUGAAUUUCAUUAACCCAGUAUGCUGAAGUUGCCUAGAAAAAAGAAAUCUUUUCUUGUGUUGUUUCUUUAGGAAGAACCAUUAGCUACCAGCUGUAGCUUAGAAAGAGAAAUUAGUUCACAUCUCAAUUAAGAAUAUGCAGUGUAAAAUAGACAAUGUGACUGCUAGUACACGCCAUGCGAUCAGUGAUAGACAACUAUUAGUUGUCUGUGUUUUUGCUGUUUGAAUGCAUUAACAAUAGGCUACAUCUCUGCAUAUAUAUGAGUGUGUGCGUCUUCAUAUACAUUCUGUAUGCGUGGUAGAAGGGAGCACUUAUCUCAAGCUUUGGGAAAGUUGGGAUAUGGAUUUGAAUUUUGACUUAGUCCCAUGUCAAGUAAGUACAUUCCAGUCUAGCUCGAAGUGAACUGCUCUCCUUGAGUCACCCUAAAGCACGAUGAAGGGUAUUUACCUUUGUGUAGCAUUUCUUUUUAUACGAAUGUAUUCUCUUGUGUUUUUUUUUUUUUAAAGGAAAAAAAAAAAGAAAACUGUAAAUUGCAAAACUGAUUGUAAAAGCCAAUUACACUUAACUGAUUGAAAGUAUUGCUAUAACAGAAGUGCAUGCCAGUAGAGUUUGACUUAAGCUUUGUUGUCUGAUUUCCAAAUGGUCAUCUUCAGUCUGAAGGAAAUACAUAGGCCAGGUGCACAAGUAUUGCUUAUAUUUCUCAUCUUUAGCAUUGGCAUGUGGUAUUGUAUCACAUACUGAUCUCAAUGGAUGUAACUGGAGCAUAAUUGGAAAGCUGCCACAACUUCUUGGUUGUUCACUUGAAGCUAUUGAAAGUGGUCUUGAUCACGCUAUUUGUGUUUUUGUUUUUUUUGUUUUAUAAUAGAGGCAUUUUUUAGGAAUGUUUUAAUACAUUUAUGAUGAACAAUACAAUAGUUUUAAUAGUUGUGCAGUAUUCUGUAUUUACUUGAAGUAAAUCAUUUUAUAUGCAAUUUGUUAGAUGAUUACAGUUUUAUAAAUAAAAUUGUGUGAAAUAUG
Alligator mississippiensis (American alligator) is the source of this 6749-nucleotide messenger RNA. RefSeq names its product tetraspanin 5 (gene TSPAN5). Gene Ontology annotation, biological process: protein localization to plasma membrane; regulation of vascular endothelial growth factor signaling pathway; protein maturation. The coding region runs from base 427 to 1185 and encodes 252 amino acids. NCBI's taxonomy places the organism in Eukaryota, Metazoa, Chordata, Crocodylia, Alligatoridae. The transcript has 7 exons. Gene Ontology annotation, cellular component: membrane. The record is from RefSeq and is a predicted model, not a curated record.